AUGUUUCCUUCAGCCAAUCUUACGGUGGUUACCGAGUUCUUGUUGCUGGGUUUCUCCAAUCUCCAAGAAAAGCAGCUUGUGCUUUUCCCAGUGUUCCUCUGCCUUUAUCUAUUCAUUCUGACUGGGAACAUCAUGAUAGUAACUGUCAUCCGCCUUGAACGCAGUCUCCACACCCCAAUGUAUUACUUCCUGAGUGUCCUUUCUGUCUCUGAAACCUUCUAUACUUUUGUCAUCCUGCCCAAGAUGCUCGUCAACCUUUUUUCUGUGCUCAGGACGAUCUCUUUCACCAGCUGUGCUGUCCAGAUGUUCUUCUUCCUUGGCUUUGCCGUCACCAACUGUCUGUUGCUUGGGGUGAUGGGUUAUGACCGCUAUGCUGCUAUUUGCCACCCUCUGCGCUACCCAAUCCUCAUGAGCUGGCGUGUGUGUGGGCAGCUGACAGUCUCUUGUGGCAUUGGAGGUCUCUUGGUCUCACUAACAACAGUCAACUUGGUCUUUAGUCUCCCCUUUUGCAAUUCCAACAAAGUCAACCACUACUUCUGUGACAUCUCACCUGUCAUUCGGCUUGCCUGCACAGACUCAGAUUCUCAUGAAUUUGUCAUCUUCAUCUGUGGAGUCCUUGUGCUCGUGGUCCCCUUCUUCUUCAUUUGCAUUUCUUAUCUCCACAUCCUGAGAACUAUCCUGAAAAUUCCAUCAACAGAGGGGAAGAAGAAAGCUUUCUCUACCUGUGCUUCUCAUCUUACCGUGGUCAUCAUCCAUUAUGGCUGUGCCUCCUUCAUCUACCUGAGACCCACAGCCAGCUACAUCUCCAACAAGGACCGCCUGGUCACAGUAACAUACACAAUCAUUACACCUCUGUUGAAUCCAAUAGUGUACAGUCUAAGGAAUAAGGAUGUACAACUGGCCAUCAGGAAAGUGUUGGGCAAGAAGUUUUACCUAAAAUGA
Molecule: messenger RNA, 942 nt
Organism: Gracilinanus agilis (Agile Gracile Mouse Opossum)
Lineage: Eukaryota; Metazoa; Chordata; Mammalia; Didelphimorphia; Didelphidae
Product: olfactory receptor 10R2
Exons: 1
Coding region: 1-942 (313 amino acids)
Biological process (GO): G protein-coupled receptor signaling pathway
Cellular component (GO): membrane
Molecular function (GO): olfactory receptor activity; G protein-coupled receptor activity
Source: RefSeq, a predicted model, not a curated record